UCACCGUACAAUGAUAUUCUUAAACUCAGAGGCCAGUAUGUGUUUAGCACACGAUCUGUUAAGAUGUAUUGAACAUAAAGAUAUUCAUGACGUACGUAUAUAAAAAUUUGAGAUAUAUUAUAUAAAAGGGCUUUAAUGAAAUAUUUUUAAGUAUUUAACACACAUGUUAAGUAUUUAAUUAAACAUGUUUCUUAUAUUGAAAGUGAUAUUAAUAAUUUUAUUAAAUAAAACGUACGCGUACAUCACGAAAGAUAGCGAAAUAAUAUUGCUGCCGGCACGGAACCUGACAAGCGCAAAGAAAAUACCGUUAACUUUGAACGUCUUUGGAAAACAGAUUCAGUUAAACCUGCGUAGAAACGACCAGAUUGCGCCUGCGUCUAAAGUAUGGAAACAUAACGUAAAAAAGUAUGGAAAUAUAACGGAAAAGCUGUCGCAAUUAAACGCACCAGGCUCCUGUUAUUAUUUUCACGAAGAUCAUAUCAGCAUCGCGGUCAUAAACUUCUGUCAGAAACAUGGAUUGGAAGGGGUUGUUUUUCUGGAAAACACUACAUUGGAUAUUUCACCGUUGCAAAAUAACUUAGCGUCGUCAUCUUUAAUUGGCGAUUCUUGUGUUGAAACAGAAACUAAUGUUUCAUUUGGCAAACCUCACUUAAUUAAACAACAUGUCUUCCGGAAACAUCUUUCUGAUUCGGACCUAUUUCAUGUAAACAAUCGCAAACCGAGGCAACGUCGCUCACAAGACACGCCGAUACCAAAUUUAAACUUAGAAUUGGCCAUCUUCUUGGAUAAAGCCGCAUUUAAUAAUUUGUUGCUUGCUGAAGACAGAGAUCCUGCGAGGAUGCGUGAUAUAUUGGUAGCGUACGUGAAAGGUCUUGAAGCUGUGUUCCAACAUCCGAGUCUCGGUGUCUCUUUCAAUAUAUUGUUGAAAUACAUGGAAAUUAUGAAACAUCAGCCAAUAGAUAUGCCACAUCAUGAAGGUUAUGUUUAUGAUCUGCUAAGUUCGUUUUGCAAAUACGCGUAUAAGUUGCAAGAUGGUACAAAGUAUCAUUGGGACGUCGCCCUUUACCUAACCGGAUUCGAUCUUACUGGUGAAAUAAACUUGACAUACCAGGGAAGGACCCAGUUCACCAGUGCGGGUUCCAGAACCUCUUUAAUAAGAGGAUGGCCCAGGGCCAAGAAUGGCGUAUGCAUUGAUGGAAAGUCUUGUGCAGUAGUAGAAUUUGGUGUUCGAAGCCAAAAUAAAAAUAUACCAACUUCGGGUUUUUCAUCGAUUUAUGCUGCCGCCGAGGAGAUUGGCCGCCUCUUGGGGAUGGUGAAUGAUGGAAUAAUGGGCAACGAAUGUGAGAGGGAGGGAUACAUCAUGUCAUUUAAAUGGGACAGUGAACAGUUUGCUAAGACGAAUUGGUCCGAGUGUAGUCGUGAAGUAGUUACAAACCUAGCGCUACAGCAAACGAAGCAAUGCCUUCUAGAUGGACAACCGGAAAACAUCACGUAUCAGUAUCGUUACAUCGAAUCAUCAGAACACAUAACGUCAACCACUUACGAAAUCGACAAUUACGAUGACAUAAAAAAAAAAUGGUCCGCCAAAAAACAAUGCGAAUUAUUUUUGCAUGACAAAAGGGCGAACCUUGUCAUAUCGGAUAAUUUGUGCCGGUUCUUACAAUGCGAGGCGCCGGACCAAGGCAUCACAAAUAUAUAUGAUUAUUUAAAUCAUAAAUAUAUCUUUUAUCAUAGUAAUUUCUUCGCGGGACCGGCGUUAGAAGGAACUCAUUGCGCACCUCAUAGAGAGUGUCGCUACGGAACGUGCUCGCUUGUCGAACCGUCGAAAUACCUGUACUAUUCGGAAGAUGGUAGCUGGAGUGAAUGGAAUGUAGAGCCCUGUGCAAAGAAUUGCUUGGAGAAAUCCAAAGGCACAAUAGUCGCACGUCGCACUUGCUCAAAUAAAAAUAACAAACCGGCGUAUUGCGCAGGAUCAUCUUAUGACGUGAAAUUGUGUGACGCCUCGAGUCUUUGCAGUGAGAAGCCUCGCUUGCCGAUCGAAAAGUAUAUAGACAUUAGUUGUGAAAAAGCCCGUUUUCUAGCUAAGAAAGGAAUACAGGCGCCUUACGAUUACAAUCGUCCGUGGUUGGCUUGCACUAUAUUCUGUCGAGGUACACGAAAAGAGGACGGAGACGACGACGUCAUUACUUAUUAUUCUUUAGCCGACAAAUUGACCAAUAGCGUUGAACGUAAUUUGCCGUACUUGCCGGAAGGAACGGCGUGUCAUACUGACAAUGAAACUGGCCUGCAAUUUUAUUGUCGUAAGCAUCAAUGUUUGCUGGAAACAAGUAGGACGGUGAAUUGUCGAAAAUCAAUCUACUAAUCCAGAAGGAAAUUAUCGAAAAAUUAUUACCACGUAAACAAGAAUGCGGAGAAAUUAGGAUACGCAAAACGCGCGUAAUCAAUCCAAAAACCGUCCGCCGAUUUGUCGACUACCUGACGUCUGCCCCAGAAGACGAAUUACUUUCGCUAACUUCUGUUUUGCACAGCGCCGAUUCCAUAUUCGACGUAGACAAAUGGAUCAAAGAUUACGUUGUGAAAACGGCAUUCAAAUUUUAUUAAUUAGUAUUAAUAACAGCAGAAGAAAAACGAUAAAACAAUUAUUAGUUAUUAAUUGACAUGCCUAUAGAAAGGGAAAAUAGAUUGUUAACAAAGUAGAUGCACUCUUAUUCUGUAUGAAAAAAAUGUCGCGAGAGAUAAGACGAGAGCGAUGACGUCUCUCACUUGUCUAUUUUAAAAAUGUCCCGAUAUUAUAAUUGUGUAGUUAUAUAAGAGCGGGAUGGAGAAUCGAGAGCAAUGAAGAAACACUUAUUAUAUAUAUUUUUACGUUGACGGAUCUCACUGUGACAUCCGAUUGAAUUUUACAUCUAAAACAUUUUAUGAUUGAUCUGUUUACUUCUUCGUAAUUUUUAUACCACAUAAAGCAAUACUUUUGUGAUGUAAUAAAAAUACUGCUUUAUUUCCC
Molecule: messenger RNA, 3004 nt
Organism: Linepithema humile (Argentine ant)
Lineage: Eukaryota; Metazoa; Arthropoda; Insecta; Hymenoptera; Formicidae
Product: A disintegrin and metalloproteinase with thrombospondin motifs adt-2-like
Biological process (GO): extracellular matrix organization; proteolysis
Cellular component (GO): extracellular matrix
Molecular function (GO): metalloendopeptidase activity
Source: RefSeq, a predicted model, not a curated record